Trichoplusia ni (cabbage looper) is the source of this 801-nucleotide messenger RNA. RefSeq lists its product as uncharacterized. The transcript is spliced from 4 exons. Lineage: Eukaryota; Metazoa; Arthropoda; Insecta; Lepidoptera; Noctuidae. The record is from RefSeq and is a predicted model, not a curated record. Bases 118 to 720 code for a protein of 200 amino acids.
CAAAAAACCACCGUGUCCUCCUGUUCCGAGCUGCGUGACAUUAGUUAAUCCCGUCGUCGUUAGUCGCAAUCAAGUCAUUCAGUUCAUUACCUCAGUAGCCCGCGCAACCUCUGAGAGAUGUCGACGUUCAUAUUUACAGUCCUAGUCCUGGCGACUGCGACGGCAGCGCCGCACCACUCGCACGACAAAGGCCAGAAGGCGGAGAAGCACCCGACAUGCCAGGAGUUCACGCAGGGACUCUCCUUCAACGACAGCCAGGCAGUGGGCAUCUGGCACCUGCUACAUUACAAGAACGAGCCCGCCGGCGGCUCAGCUGCCGCACACUGUGUUCAAAUCACUCCUGUCAAUGACCAAGAACGCAAGGAUUUAAGUGAGCUGAUCGGCAAAUAUGUAGAGAAUUUGAAAUGGGAGAGCAUUACGCUGAAGAUGCAAAUUCCUUGCCCGAACCACAAGACGAACAAGACUCGGGACUACUACCUGGAGAAACUCGAAGGCGAUGGCUCCUACAGGACUCUGCAGAUUCCUCCAUCUACAGUUAAGCUGGACUUGAGCGACUUCAACCGCUACCCGAUGCGUCUGAAGGCCAUCGAGAGCCAGUACCUCGGCAUGAUGGACUGUCACGAGAAGUUUGUCUUCAUUAUGGGCAGGGAACAGCCAGAGGGCAAAGACAUCGACGAACGACUCAAGAAGAUGAUUCAAGUCUACUGGCCUGAAGAAUAAAUUCAACAAGUUUCUAUAACAGAAAUACCUAUAUUAUUCAGAAUUUUAUACUAUAAACAUUAAACAUAUUUAAAGCUGCAA